AUGCGCGGCUCUUGCGCGCGCGCAUCCAGGUCCAAGCUGCGGAGGAGGAGACUCCGCAAAGGCGGAGACGCGCCGCUUUGCUCUCCCCUGCUCCCUGCCGCGCGCGCGGCUGCUACGGCGGCUUGCGCAGCAGCUUGCCCCUUGCGCAGCCGCACGGGACCAGACUUGCUCUUCCGCUUCCCCAUGCCGGAGGUCCAGCGCGCCGCUCCGCCCAGCAGCGGACUCCCCGGCGCAGCCGCCUCUGCGCCUCCGCCUGCGCCGUCCGCCGCUCCCCGCGAAGAAACUCCGGACGCCGUCGUCGGCGCAACAGGCGGGCGGCCGCCGAGGACCGCGUUCGCCGCCGCGCCUGCGCCGCCAGAAGCCCAGGCGGACUCCGACAGCGAAACGCUCUUAAUCGCGCGCCGCGAGGACCCUGCUGCCGCUGGCGGAAGCGCGGACGUUGCGCCCCCCGUCGCAGGAUUCCUCGGUCCUCCAACGCCCGCGGCCGAUGCCGCCGCCGCCGUUGCCGCCGCGUGCGGGAAGCGCUGA
This is a messenger RNA of Closterium sp. Yama58-4, 528 nucleotides long. Lineage: Eukaryota; Viridiplantae; Streptophyta; Zygnematophyceae; Desmidiales; Closteriaceae. The record is from the annotation of a GenBank genome assembly.